Molecule: messenger RNA, 2424 nt
Organism: Coprinopsis cinerea okayama7#130
Lineage: Eukaryota; Fungi; Basidiomycota; Agaricomycetes; Agaricales; Psathyrellaceae
Product: other/FunK1 protein kinase
Exons: 8
Coding region: 1-2424 (807 amino acids)
Source: RefSeq, a predicted model, not a curated record
AUGAAGCCCACGACAGAGCCGAUAACGCCGAAGCGAGACCCGGUGGCUCAGGCUGCCUUUGGGGCUAAAUCAGCUCCCGUCGGGGCGACUCCACGAACAGGGCAGGACAUCACCAAUGUCGACGACACGACGACCACACUUCGCCUCGACAUCGCACGGUUGAUGAACGCGGAGAUCGUCCUUUGCGAUCCCGACGCCUUCCUCAACUACUAUAUGCCGAAGUGCGACGCGGAUACCGCAAAAUAUGUAUUAAUUCGCCUGGCCACUGAGAAGAGGUCAGACGGCACUACCGUUCUUGUACCACGCCACACUUCCAACACCCCAGUGGACUCCAAGCAAACGGGCGACGAUGACGAGGUAUCCGUCAACGCAGACGGUGAAGGCUAUGAGGAAGGGCCUGAAGCCUCUGACACAGAGGAUGAGACGGACGACGAGCAGGGAGCCACAUCGAUUUUCAGGAAAAAGGCGAGAGUGACUUUGGAGGAAGCCGAAUUGGACGAUGGCGAAGAGGAGUACCCCGACGAGUUCGAGCGAGAGGCGACGGAGAACCUGAAGGACAGAGGAGACACGGGCUGUAUGGAGGAUUUUUGCCCCUACGGCCUCCACGACUUCAAGUACAGGCCGUCAAUGGUGAAGAAGACAUACCUCGUCAACAAGAAGAAACGAGUUGCCAAUUUGCGCAAGGUGGACGAGGACUCGCUCUUCAGUACUCUGACUGGCAUCGGAAACGCCGUACGCGAUGCCCUUCGUGCCAGAGGAGUGGUGGUGAAUGACUAUCACAUUUUAAUGUGUCCUAACACGAGAUUGUCAUCCGGAAUUGGCGGAUGUGAUCAGAGAAUCGAUGCCGCCCUCACCAAGAAGAAAGAUGUCAAGGGCAUAACAGUCUACGACAUCAUUGUACCAUUCGAAUUCAAGGUGGAUUGCAAGAACAGCAUCAUAUUUGAGAACCGGAGACAAGUGGUCUCGCACGUCAAUCAUACGAUGAAUGACGACCCUCGACGGCUGUUUAUGUAUGCGAUCUCUAUUGAAGACGACCUUGUGUCCGUUUGGUACUUUUCUCGGUCGCAUUCGGCCAAAGCCGCCUGUUUUAGCAUGGUCGAGCGACCCGAUAUCCUAAUCAAGGUUUUUAUCUCGCUUUUCUGCGCGACGGAUCAACAACUCGGCUUCGACCCAUAUGUCACCCUCGUUGAAGACCACAGAUUUGUUUACGAACUCCCGCCCAACGAGUAUCGCUGCAAGUCUCUCUUCUACCGGACCAUCGAAUCCAUCAUCAACCCGCGCGCCCUGCGGCUUCAGUUUGACAUUCAGAAUAUGAUGUUCAAUGAUAUGGACAAGUUUGCGAGUGAUCCGAACUGGCGCGAGCGCGAUAUUUUGAAGCACUGCACACCGGAGCAAUUGGACGAACUGGCGGGUGUUUUGGAGGGCUGUCGCUUUAGAGAUCUGUUCUCGUGUGUCAAGGAGCACCAUAUAGGUGGCUCUGGUCUUCUCGUCAUUCCCUAUGCCUGGAGGCUUCCUUCAGUCUUUAUGAGGCCGAUGAAGCUUAGCCAACCCUGCAACAAUGUUCGCACCAACGUUGCUGCCGACUUCCCAUUGAAGGAUAGUUUGUCGAACCACGAUUCGAGCCAAAUGAAGGAGUCAACGCCAGCGGUGGAGAUGCUGCCAACACAGGCAUUAAUGCCUCGGCGACAAUGUCGACUUGUUUUCCACCAUGUCUAUACACCCCUGUUACAUAUCCGGACUAUGGGGGAUGCUAUGGAUAUCUUGAAAGGAUGCGUCUUAGCUCUUCGUCUGAUGUUCUGCGCGGGAUGGGUCCACCGAGAUCUCAGUCCUAGUAACAUCCUCGCCGACCGGAACUCUCCCAGUGGUCCUUGGCAAGUCAAGCUCUCCGACCUAGAUUCAUUAAUUCGGACCUCCUUCAUCGGCGCACUAGAGACUUUCCGGAAGCAUCUCAGAGUGGAGUACAAAAGGCGGAAUGGCCGAGGCAAGCAAAGGGACACAGGAAGCUACUCCUGGAUCAUCAGCGGCACUGUCCGAGCGUUCUUCCGCGCCAUAGAUAAGUCCCGACAGGAUUGGGCGAGCAUCGAGUUAAUUGAAGACCCAAAGCCAAAACGCAAGAUCGCGAAAAUGAAUGAGUCCUCUGACAACCUUGAUGCUCCGCCUCCGGAUCCACUCACCGGUCAGAAGCGCAAGUUCCCGCAGGUUGCAAUUCGAUUUCAACUUUCUAGCAGUAUCAAAAGUUCUAGCAGUAUCACUACGGGCCAUAGGGUCACUGCUCGCCUUCCUUCGCGCGCAAGGGAAAAAGCACCUGCAGCACCGACAUUGCAGACAUCGGCGGAAUCCACUUUGCGUUGUGUGGGAAUCGGAAAGGAUGUGAACGAGGAGGACGAAGCACAGCAGGGACGAACAAAGAGAGCCCGUCGUUGA